AUGAUUGAGUCAAUUGCUGAAAUUGCUGAAUAUGCCCAACUUGCUCAACAAUGCUACAAUAUACCCAACGAAGACACACACAAAUUGCCAAAAAAUUGGGAGGUUAUCUUUGCUCCUGAAAACCAAGGAUCCUGGGACACUUUUUAUGCUUUAUAUGUUAAUCCCGUUAAAAUGGAGGUUGUAUUGGGUAUUCGUGGUACAGAUAAAUUAUUUAAUAUUUUGGCAGAUACUGGCCUUUUUGUAGCAGCAUUGACGAAUAAACCUGUAAUAGUUCCUGAUACACCUCAAGUAGAAUAUUUAGCAAAAUAUAUUCAUCACUAUAAUUUGAAUUCAAGUGCUGAGGAAUUGCAUCAAUUAGGUCAAAGUAUAAGGAAAUUUGACCAAGAAGUUGGCUCAUCCAUGAAAAAUUGGGUUUUGGCAUUGCUUUAUAUUGCGGCGAUUAGUACGGGGUUGUAUGCCAGUUCCGCAUUGGCAGAUGCUUCCAUAGUAUUAAAAAUCAUCGCAAGCGGUACAAUAAUUGGUUUGGGUACUUCUGCUUUAAUGAAAUUAAAAGAGGAGACACAUCGUAAAUUAAUCGAAAGAUUAAGCAGUGAAAAGUGUCUGAAGAUCGGUGUAGAGUGCAUCACCUUCGAAAGUCCCGGGGCAUUGGAAAUAUUGGAUCAACUGGCACAAUAUCGAAAUAAACCACGUGAUAUAAUCAACUAUUUGUGCGCUCCUAAUAUCAUUAAUACGCUAAAUCAUCAUCCUGGUAUAACUUAUAGAAUAAAAUUGCCACAUACGGAUGGCUCCCUGUCUUUAUUACACGGUGCGAAUUGUGUUUUACAGACUGCUUCUAUAGCCCUUAGCUUUGGCAGUUUAGGAAUAUUUAGCAUAGGAAAAGGCUUAAUUAUAAAAGGCUCUGCAGAAAUUGCAAAAGUUGCUGGUUUAAGUGCUGUAGGUACGGUAGUUGCUGGAGGCAUUGCAGGGAUCUGGUGUAAUAUCAAUUGGGUAAAAAGACAACACAAUAUAGAUAAUAUCGUAACCUAUUUACAAAGUAAUGAUCCUCAGCUAGUUAAGAUUGACUCUUGGCCUCAUGUUUAUUGGAAGGAUUUCGCUAACCAGUGUUGGGAAUUUGCCAGGGAUUUUGUACCUCUGCAAAAAGAUAAGCCUGGAAUCAGAAAUUUUAUAGAUGAAGAGGGUAUGAGGGAAGCACAAAUAAAACGCAUACCAGGAUAUCGAGAAAUAUUGGCCUAA
Funneliformis geosporum is the source of this 1233-nucleotide messenger RNA. The record is from the annotation of a GenBank genome assembly. Lineage: Eukaryota; Fungi; Glomeromycota; Glomeromycetes; Glomerales; Glomeraceae.